Molecule: messenger RNA, 1015 nt
Organism: Zerene cesonia (dogface butterfly)
Lineage: Eukaryota; Metazoa; Arthropoda; Insecta; Lepidoptera; Pieridae
Product: pancreatic triacylglycerol lipase-like
Exons: 5
Coding region: 1-990 (329 amino acids)
Biological process (GO): lipid metabolic process
Molecular function (GO): lipase activity
Source: RefSeq, a predicted model, not a curated record
AUGGAAGCUAUCAGGCUGCUAAUAUUGUGUUUCGCAGUAUUAUCUGUGAGUGGCGUUCCCACGUCAUUAAGAAAUGAUGACAACAUUGAUGACAAUCGCUAUGUAUGGCUAAGCGACGACGAUGGUGAGAUGCAUCUUGUGGAUUUAAUGGCCCCCGUCGAUGAAAAUUUGUUGAAAACUAGAAAUGGUGCCAACAAUGCUUAUUGGUUAUAUACAAGAAGAAACCCAAAUCAGCCUCAAUCGAUCACCAACGGUAACACGAAUUCAAUCCGAAAUUCUAACUACAACAGUAACUUGCCAUUAAAAAUAGUUGUUCACGGAUGGACUGGCAGUUUAAACUCAGUACUAAAUGCACGAAUCACCGAUGCAUUUCUAGCUGUUAGUGAUGUUAAUGUCAUAGUCGUUGAUUGGCACGCGCUCGCUGCGGGGAACUACGUGACAGCCAUGCAAGGAGUGCCAAGUGUUGGGCAACAUCUAGGCAAUUUUGUUAAUUGGCUUCUGAAUACUGGGGGUGGAAACUGGAACAAUGUGCAUUUCGUCGGCUUCAGCUUAGGUGCUCAUAUUGUAGGAAAUGCCGGUAGACAGGUUGGUGGAAGAGCUAGGAGGGUAACAGGUCUUGAUCCAGCAGGCCCUCUAUGGUACACCAAUUCGAACGCAUUAAACCGUAACGCAGGACAAUAUGUCGAAGUUAUUCAUACGAAUGUAGACGUUAUGGGCAUAAGAAGUGCUAUUGGAGAUGCAGAUUUCUAUCCCAAUGGCGGAAGACACCAACCGGGAUGCAAUGACGACCAGUGUGCCCACAGUCGAGCAUAUGAUUUGUUUGCUUCUAGCAUCCGCACGAACCAUUUUCGAGGUCGAUUAUGCUCUAACUUAAAUCAAGCCUUAAGCAACCAAUGCAGUGGAAGCACCUUAAAUAUGGGAAAUGGCAUAUUAAAUAAAAAUGGAAACGGAAUCUAUGGUCUUAGUACGGGAAGUAGUUGGCCGUUCUAAAUCUAAAUAAUAUCUGAAAUAAAAU